AUGACUUCCACACCCGUCCAAAAAUCGGUGCCACUCACAUGUUCGGGCCACACGCGGCCGGUGGUGCACCUGGAGUUCUCGGAGCUGCAGGAUGACGGCACGUACUCGCUCUUGUCGUCGUGCAAGGACGGCAACCCCAUGCUGCGCGACUGGCUCGGCGACUGGGUAGGCACAUUCCUGGGCCACAAAGGUGCCGUAUGGUGCGGCAAGCUAUCGGGUGGUGACGCUUCGGUGGCGGUUACGGGCUCGGCCGACUUUUCGGCCAAGGUGUGGGACACGUUCACGGGCGACUGUCUGCACACGUUUCCGCACAACCACAUUGUGCGCACCGUGGCGAUCAAUGCGCCGGGCACGCGCGUGGUUACGGCGGGGCACGAAAAGAAGCUGAGGCUGUUUGAUCUGCAACGGCCGGAUGCCGUUGCGGACGAAUUUGUGAUGCGCGGGGCGUCGGCCGACAAGCCGAUUGCGCACGAGGGCGUGAUCAAGAGCAGUGUUUGGCACCGCGGUGGUGCGGAGGACGUGGUGGUUUCGGCGGGGGAGGAUAAGGUGAUGCGUUGGUGGGACACGCGCACGCUGCAGUGCGCGUACGAGAUGACCUUCGCCGAACCCAUUUCGUCCAUGGAGCGCAGUGCGGGUAGCGCAGGCGAGCUUUUGACGGUGACGAGUGGGAAGGAUGUGUACUUUAUCGAUGCCGCCACGCGUGCGGUGCGCAAGAAGCACACGCUCGCGGUGCCUGUUUCGAGCGCAUCGCUCCACCCGACGCUGGCAGACCGCUUCGUCGCCGGAAGCAGCGCUGAUGGUUGGGUGCGCAUCUUUGACUACGAGACGGCCCAGGAGCGCGAACUACACAAGGGCCACCAUGGACCUGCUCAUGCAGUCAGCUACAGCCCCGACGGCGAACUUGCUGCCAGCGGCUCGGAAGAUGGGACCAUCAGGCUGUGGCAGACCUGGCCGUCGAAGAAGUACGGCCUCUGGACCUAG
This is a messenger RNA of Moesziomyces antarcticus, 981 nucleotides long. Its product is annotated as serine/threonine kinase receptor associated protein. Gene Ontology annotation, biological process: spliceosomal snRNP assembly. Gene Ontology annotation, molecular function: RNA binding; protein binding. The transcript has 2 exons. Gene Ontology annotation, cellular component: SMN complex. The record is from RefSeq and is a predicted model, not a curated record. NCBI's taxonomy places the organism in Eukaryota, Fungi, Basidiomycota, Ustilaginomycetes, Ustilaginales, Ustilaginaceae. Bases 1 to 981 code for a protein of 326 amino acids.